Messenger RNA from Alligator mississippiensis (American alligator), 3831 nucleotides. Its product is annotated as zinc finger protein 773-like. Bases 1 to 2139 code for a protein of 712 amino acids. Gene Ontology annotation, molecular function: DNA-binding transcription factor activity, RNA polymerase II-specific; RNA polymerase II cis-regulatory region sequence-specific DNA binding. Gene Ontology annotation, cellular component: nucleus. Lineage: Eukaryota; Metazoa; Chordata; Crocodylia; Alligatoridae. Gene Ontology annotation, biological process: regulation of transcription by RNA polymerase II. The transcript is spliced from 7 exons. The record is from RefSeq and is a predicted model, not a curated record.
AUGGAGGGGCAGGAGCCGGGGCGGCUCCCAGCAGGAGUCCUUCAGCUGGUGCAGGCUGGCACGGGCGGGGCGUCCCCAGCCUGGCCGGCCCCACGGCCAGUCAAGCUGCAGCUGCGGGAGGAGCCGGUGCAGCGCUGGGAGAUCCAGGGGCAGGAGGUGAAGCAGGCCACGCAGCCCCCUUCUCUGCCCGAGCUGCCCUCGGAGACCCCCCCGCCGGCACCGGGGCACGACCUCCCCGCCCCGCACGCCUGGCGCCAGCGCUUCCGGGGCCUCCGCUACCGGGAAGGCGCGGGGCCGCGGGAGGUGUGCGGCCGGCUGCGGGAGCUGGCCCAGCGCUGGCUGGAGCCCCAGCGCCGCAGCAAGGAGCAGAUGCUGGAGCUGGUGGUGCUGGAGCAGUUCCUGGCCAUCCUGCCCCGGGAGACGCGGAGCUGGGAGUGGGGGCGCGGCGUGGAGACCUGCGCCCAGGCCGUGGCCCUGGCCGAGGGGGUUCAGCUGGGGCAGGAGGAGGACGAGACGCUCCAGGUCACAGCGCACGUGAAGAUCGAGGAGGUGUCGUCAGACAAGAUGCAGCCUUCAGGGGCAUUGCAGGACCCUGGUGGUUGCUGGCUGGAGCAACCAAAGGCCCAUCUUGCAGACAGGCCUCUGGAGGAGGCAGGACAGAGGGAAAUUUCAGGACCCCAGGACCAGCUGCCUUAUGUUCUCCAAGACGAGCCUCUGCCCCACCAGGAGACAGGUUCCCCCAACACCAGGGAGACCUGGGACUGGUCAGCAGGUGAAAGCUCAUCAGGCUGGUGCCCUGGACAAGGCCCUUCCCCAGUGGCAGCAGGUGCCGAAACCCUGAGCAGAGCUGAUCAGCAGCCUCCUAAGGAAGGGCCUGUGAACCUGGAGUUGAAGAAGGAUUCCCCAGGGAGACUGGGAGAGAGGGGCUCCCUGACACCUGAGCUGGGCCAAGUGCGGAAGGGGCAGGGCAGACCGUCAAAGCCAGGGGAGAGCUUGGAGCUCCAGGAGGUGUUUGAGGACGUGGCUGUGUGUUUCACCCGGGAGGAGUGGGAGCUGCUGGAAGAUGACGACAAGGUGCUUUACCGGGACCAGAUGCUGAGGAAUUACCAAGCCCUCGCUUCCCUGGGAUAUCGAGGUCCCACGCCUGACUUAAUCUGCCGCAUCCAGCAAGGAGAAGUGGAGCUCUGGGUGUGUGAGGAUGAGGACGGUGGGGAAAUCCCAAGGUCGGAGGACCUGCUGCCAGGAGGUGCCUGGCUGCUGAGCGGAGCUGAGGAGCAGCCUCCUGCGGGAGGGCCUGCAGACCUGGAGCCACCAUGGACUUCCCCAGGGGGUUUGGGGAAGAUGGACUCCCUAAGACCUGAGAAGGACAAAUGGCACCAGAGUCAGGGGAGGCCUCAAAAGGAAAAAGAAAACGUAGCAGUUAAUCAGGCACCAUCUGAAGUUGGAUGUGAGAGUGGAAAAGGGACAGACCCCAAAAAGAACCCUGGGUGCAGGGAAAAAAUUGUGGAUCAUCCCUCCAACCUGGCCAGACACAAGUGCAUGCACGCAAGGGAGAAGCCACAUCAGUGCUCUGAGUGUGGGAAGAGCUUUACCCAGUCUUUCAACCUUGCCCAGCACCAGCGCAUCCACAGAGGGGAGAAGCCACAUCGGUGCUCUGAGUGUGGGAAGAGAUUCACCCGCUCCUCCCACCUGUCCCAGCACCAGCGCAUCCACAGAGGGGAGAGGCCACAUCAGUGCCCUGAAUGUGGGAAGAGCUUCACCUACUCCUCUGGCCUGGCCCAGCACCUGCGCAUCCACACAGGGGAGAAGCCACAUCAGUGCUCUGAGUGUGGAAAAAGCUUCACCUACUCCUCCAGCCUGGCCCGGCACCAGUUUAUCCACACAGGGGAGAAGCCACAUCAGUGCUUGGAGUGUGGAAAAAGCUUUACCCGCUUCUCCCGCCUGGUUGAGCACCAGCGCAUUCACAGGCAGGAAAAUCCACAUCAGUGCUCUGUGUGUGGGAAGAGCUUCACCCAGUCCUCCACCCUGGCCCUGCACCAGCGCAUCCAUACAGGGGAAAAGCCACAUCAGUGCGCUAUGUGUGGGAAAAGCUUCAUCCACUCCUCCAGCCUGACCCGGCACCGACGCAUCCACACAUGAGAGCAUCCAUAAUUCUGGCAGCAGUACACGAAGGGCUUGGGGAUGUCUGCUUUGCUCACCACCCACCAGUGGCUGCAAUCAGCCAAGCAGCCUCAUGCUGGUAUACUGCAGAAAGAGUUUACCAAGCCUUUGGCCCUUGUAGGGCAUAAUAGUGUCAUCUGGGGUUGUUAGACAGGAGCUGGACUGUUCUCAGUGGUGACAGAUGACAGAACAAGGAGCAGUUGUCUCAAGUUGCAGCAAGGGAGGUUUAGGUUAGAUAUUAGGAAAAAACUUUCUUACUAGAAAGGUGGUGAAGCACUGGAAUAGGUUACCUAGAGGGGUGGUGGAAGCUCCAUCCUUGGAGGUUUUUAAGGCCUGGCUUGACAAAGCCUUGGCUUGAAUGAUGUAGUUGGGGCUGGUCCUGCUUUGAACAGGGGGUUGGACUAGAUGUGACCUCCUGAGGUCCCUUCCCACCCUCAUUGUCUAUGGUUCUAUGAUCAGUGUCAUGGUUGCUGUUGUCCUUGUCAGGUGUUCUUGACGUGCUAUCAGGGGUGAAGUCUCAGGAACUGUGGUGCUCUCAAAGUCACAGCCAGGAUAUCCCAAUACUAAUCUUGUCUUAAAGAGUAACCACAGGCUCAGCUCGGCUAGGUUUAUUCUCUAGAAACAGAGCCCUAACUCAUUUUGUCCUAGCAAGUACAUCAAACCAGGAGCCAAGGCAUUUGUACCUGUGACCCAGCACACCACACAGACUCUCCUAGGCUGCUGCAAAUUUUCCUGCUUUCUGACUCUCCUUUUAUAUAACGAUUAAAACAAAUUACAUAUUGCAUUCCAUCUGUAUUGUGAAUGUCUUAAACUGUCCUGUACUGUGGGCUUAUUUCAAGUUCUGACCUGUGUUCCCAUUCCCGGUGCUCCUGGCCCAGCCUUAUCCUCAUACUGGACUAUCUUACCAUAUACCAUCAUCUCCCAUUCCCACCUUUUGGCAGGAGUGCACAUCCUGCCCAUCUGCCACUUUUAUUUAGGUGAGGAGUUCAUGCGUCGGUUAGGUUUGCUGGGGGAGGCCUACUUUGGCCCGUACUUUUGCAAAGCCUUUGUGUGAGCAGCAUAUAUUGAUUAAUGCCACAACAAGGCCCAAAAGCAAAAUGGAAAAGACCCAGAGGCUGGCCCCCAAGGUUUGAUGGUGGGGAGAGGCUCAGAGGAAACACCUCAAGCACAGGCCAGUCCUGAUGCAGGGGAACCUAUAAGGAGACAACAGCCUGCAUCAGCCUGUGCAUUCCCCAUCAUUCUCUAAAAGCAGCCAGGGCUCCCAAGAGGAGAAGCAGUGCCUUCACAAUAGGUGCCCUCCCCAAGACAACUGGCUCCAAAUUCCACCCAGGGACUGUCCUUGGCCACCUCCCAGCUUCAUCCUCCCCCCUGGUCCCAGGGUCAUGGGAUGCGAGGCUCUGAAGUUGCAGGAAAGAGGACAUUUAUGGCUGGUGAAGCAUCCCUGCCCUCCACCCUGACCUUGCCUUUUCUCAUCACCACAUCACUCCUGUCCCAGGCUUUCUCAUGCUCAUCAGGGUGCAAGGAGCUGCUACUGUCACCAAUUUGGUAGGUUUUGCUUCUCGGGCUCUCUCCUGAACUCUGCACCACUGUGUGCCUGGUGCUUCCCCUGUCCUUCCUCCUUUCAUUGCAUUCUCUGUAAUGUAUUUUCUGCUAAUAAAGACCCAGAGCUGA